Messenger RNA from Esox lucius (northern pike), 5205 nucleotides. Its product is annotated as immunoglobulin-like domain-containing receptor 1. Gene Ontology annotation, cellular component: plasma membrane. Bases 678 to 2363 code for a protein of 561 amino acids. The transcript has 8 exons. Gene Ontology annotation, molecular function: high-density lipoprotein particle receptor activity. The record is from RefSeq and is a predicted model, not a curated record. Lineage: Eukaryota; Metazoa; Chordata; Actinopteri; Esociformes; Esocidae.
UUAUUUCUGUGGUAACAUGGACCACCCGUUCUUCGUCCGCGCUUUCUAAGGGCCCCAGUGCGACUGUCUGAAUGGCACAGGACCAGGUAGGCUCCAAUACAAGCAGUACUGUAGUGGUUCACCCGUUGCAUCUAGAUCCAUAUAUAUUCAAUUUCUUAAUUCUAUCGGUUAUCCUCACACACGUACAUUCAUAAGUCCAUGAUGUAUACUUUGGUCGCCAUCUUGUGGAAGUUGCGAUAUUAUGUACCCAAUAAACUUUAAGGCGUUCAUCCGGAGUUUAUAAAAGGAUUAGGAUAAUCCUGUGUUAUACCAUAAAGACAUGUAUAGAGUGUGCUACUUGUUAAGGUUAAGAUCCAGAUCCAACUACAUGUAAAACACGUUUCCCAUCUUCAUUGUGCACCUGCUUGCUACUCCGGCUCGAGGCGGGGUCAAUGAUGUCACCUAAAGCUGGGGGAUGGGGACGAUUUCACCGAGGACUCUGCCUAGGGAAGUUUCCUUGACACCUGUACGCUUCACCACAAACACGAGGAAACUGAAGAACUAAUAUUUACAUGGAAUGAAGAAAAUACAGAUAUGAACGGCCGCUUGUACGAGUGUCGAAUUGCUUUAAAAGUGAUCUGUUAAUUUCUGUGUUGACUGACUAAAGGUUUGUCGUCUUUAGAAGCUUCUACGUUGGAAUGUUGAAGAAAAUGGGAAAUAAGAUCUUGCUUGCGCUUCUGCUUAAUGCUUUCCUGCUAACAGGCGUGGUAUCCAUCCAAGUGGUGGUUCCCCAGAAAGAGAGAAGUACGACUCUCUUCGCCCCGAUCACCUUACGUUGUGACUACUCUACCUCGGCUAGUGCUCAAGAUGUCCUUGUCAGCUGGCGUUACAAGUCGUUCUGCAAGGACCCGGUCCUCGAUUACUACUCCACUGCCUAUCAGGCUGCUCUACAGCUGGGCCAGGACCCAGCCAAUGACUGCCCUGACAACCAGCGAAUCAUUCGCACGGUCGUCCAGAAGAAGGGCACAAACGAGGCCAUGCUAGGCGCGGAGUAUCAGAACCGCAAGAUAACCGUCCAAAACAAAGCUGACCUGGUUAUUUACGAGGUCAUGUGGUGGGAUAACGGAGUGUAUUUCUGUACCGUUAAUGCCCCAGGAGACACAACAGGGAUAUCGGAGAUGGUGGUCAAACUCAUAGUUUACAACUGGCUGACGGUGCUGUUGAUGAUCAUCGGGGCCCUGCUCCUCAUCUUGCUGUUGUCUGUCUGCUGCUGUCAGUGUUGCCCCCAGAAGUGCUGCUGCUACAUUCGAUGCCCCUGCUGCCCCAAGACCUGCUGCUGCCCCGAGAAAGCGGUGAUGCAGCACAGGAUGCUGCGUGAGGCCCAGAAAGCCAUGGCCCCCUGGCUUUACGGCCAGCCCAUCUACGCCCCCAUCAGCCUCCAGUCCUCCCAAGGACACCCAGAUGUGUACUCUGGUUCAUUUUCUGACGGGUACCAUACCAAGCCCAACUUUGCCAUGACCCCGAUGGGCCCCUCGCCCCUGCCCCUCCAGUACCCUCCCCAUGCCCCCCAACACCACACCCAGUACCCUCCCCCUGUCCCCCUACACCACAUCCCCCCACCCCCGGUGAAUGGCAGCGUGCAUGGAGGCAGCGCUCAGGGUACAAGCCAGAUGCUGGACUUCCUGGAGAGCCAGAUGAGGGCGGUGGAAAUGAACGGCCAGAGGGGCCCCUCCCAUUACCAGUACCAGCCAUACCAGCCGCAGGCCCAGGCAGGGCCCCAGGGGGUCCCCUUCACGGUCGGCCCCCCCAGCAUGCUGUCAGCCCUGGAUGAGAUGGGGGUGAAGGGGGUUGAGAGACGGGUGAUCACCUUGCCCCCCAUCGUCCAGCGGGUCGCCAGUUUCUCCUCUGGCAGGGGGGCUGGUGGCGGAGUGGUGGCCAGGACCGCCCACAAAUUCUCCAGCCAAUCCAGCGGCAGCUCCAACCGCACCGGUGGGGGUGGCGGCGCUCGGCGUGACCCCUCCCCUCCGCGGCGGGGCAUCAUGCGUAGUUACAGCGACGAGUCGGACCGGGACGACGGGAGAGCGGGGUCGAGGAGGCGGGGGCGAGGCUCGGACGAGAGGAGGUCCCGUAGCCGUGACGUCCUGAUGGAAAAGACGCAGCGGGCGGCCCCGGCCAGACGAGACCGGAGCUACUCCCCUCCGCCCCGUCGAUGUGGGUCCUUGAGCUCGGCGGAGGAAGAUCGUCGGGGAGGGGGGGGCAAAGGGAAGCUGUGGUCUGAGAACCCCCCCAGCUACUCCUCCGUUCAGGUCCAGCCCGGGAGCAGAAGGAACAAUGACCGCUUCUCUGAUAAGAGCUCUCGAAGUGGUGCUAGUGUUGUGAUCUGAUACCCGCCUGCCUACUUUGCUGCUUUUUCUCAGUUAACACUGAUACAAAUCUCUCUACAAACUGUCUGUCUGCCUUCAGAAGAACAAUGUAAUCAAACCAAACGACUUAAAGGAUCCACUGCAUUUCAGUGGCUUCACUGCCUUUUCAUGCAUGUAAGGAACUUCAAGUGUAAGUAAUGAUUUAUUUAGGGUGUGUGCGUGCGAUGUUGUGAAACCGGAACGGGGGGGGGCUGGCUACAAUACUAUAACCAGAAGAUAUGUUAAGGAGGUGGAGAAUGUAAUGGCAACAUCUAAAAAUAUAUUAAUAUCAAGGACCUAAUAAGGUGUAUUUGCCUUUAGUAUUGAUCCAAUACUUCUUGUACAAUUCCUGAACUGUGUGUAGUGGGAUGUUGCACCAUUCUUCAAGAAAAGCCUCAAGUUCUUUUUGGGAUGAAGGAUGUGGAAAUCUACUCUGCACCCCAGAACGUCCCAUACAAUGAUGUUCAGAUCUGGUGAUUGGGGAGGCCAUGGAAGGCUCUCUGUCAUCCUAGGGUUCAUAAAAACACUCUUGACUUUCUUUAGCCGUCUUUGGAUACAAGCAGUUUCCGAAUGGCAGCCCUGACAUCAAUUCCAGGUACCUCCAGUUGAUUUAGUUCUGUGGUAAUUAUCAAGUCUGUGCGUUUGGAGCAUUCAGGAACUAUGCUGGUCAGUAUCCAUCAAUCCCUGUCGGUCAGUUUGGCUUGCGACCUCUGUCCAUGUUCGCCAUUUGCUGUCUGUUUUUUUUGCGACCGAUGCACCUGGAAUUUCUGGGAGUGUUUGGCCUUUUUGGAACUCUGUUGCCUCACUGGGCUUUAAAUUGCAAAUUUCUAAGUGUUUAUUGUCAGACCUCUUAUAUUUGACACGUAUAGACAGGUGACAAAUUAAUGUUUUUUUUUUUGUAAUGAGGGUUGUAUGCACUGCAACCUAAUAUAAUGUCCCUCUGAGUAGUUGUACUAUAAUGUCCCUCUGAGUAGUUGUACUGUAAUGUCCCUCUGAGUAGUUGUACUAUAAUGUCCCUCUGUGUAGUUGUACUAUAAUGUCCCUCUGUGUAGUUGUACUAUAAUGUCCCUCUCUGUGUAGUUGUACUAUAAUGUCCCUCUCUGUGUAGUUGUACUAUAAUGUCCCUCUGUGUAGUUGUACUGUAAUGUCCCUCUGUGUAGUUGUACUAUAAUGUCCCUCUCUGUGUAGUUGUACUAUAAUGUCCCUCUCUGUGUAGUUGUACUAUAAUGUCCCUCUCUGUGUAGUUGUACUGUAAUGUCCCUCUGAGUAGUUGUACUGUAAUGUCCCUCUGAGUAGUUGUACUGUAAUGUCCCUCUGAGUAGUUGUACUAUAAUGUCCCUCUGAGUAGUUGUACUAUAAUGUCCCUCUGAGUAGUUGUACUAUAAUGUCCCUCUGAGUAGUUGUACUAUAAUGUCCCUCUCUGUGUAGUUGUACUAUAAUGUCCCUCUCUGUGUAGUUGUACUAUAAUGUCCCUCUGUAGUUCUCCAUGGACUGUUCUUGCUGACAGUCUGAUCACGUCCUGCAUUAACAUUCUCAGUCACCUGAGAAAUUGUUGCAUUUCCUGUUAUACCUGACAUAUCGCAGUAUAACAUUCAUCGAAUGUGUGCUUUCGACCACAAUAUCCAACACAUUUUGCUGUCCUAUUGAUCUAAAUAUAGGAGUAACUUUAGUCACUUCCUGUUGAAACACUGUCUAGCUGAGCAGUCUUUGUGACUGUGCCCCAACAAUGGAGUCCCUUAGAUCUGAAUCCAGUCCCUUAGAUCUGAAUCCAGUCCCUUAGAUCUGAAUCCAGUCCCUUAGAUCUGAAUCCAGUCCCUUAGAUCUGAAUCCAGUCCCUUAGAUCUGAAUCCAGUCCCUUAGAUCCCUUUUCCUCUUGCCGUCUUGAUCCAAAAUCUAGGUCACCUGGGCCUGCUCUGUAUUUUAAUACCUCCUUAAAUAUAUCAUGCACUUACAGGAAGGCAUCUGCAUUGAUGUUCAUCCCAUCAUUUAUUGAGUUUUCUUGUCACCUGUCAGUAUGUCAUGCUAAAUGGCAAUGAACUUGAUGUGACCUCGGAAGGUUUGUGAUUGUGGUUUAGUUACUAAAGUAACGGUCCUUUCCCAUGUGGUGUUUCUGUAAUUUUGUCCACUCCCUGAUUUCUGCCUGUGGGAAUCCAUGCACAUUUCAGAUUAUGUUAAGGACUCUAGCCUGAGGGCAAGUGUAGAGGUGACACCACUCCUCGCCAUUGUCAAAGAAAAACAAAAUGUCUGACCUUGACAUGGUGUGGAAUGUAAGAUAAAGUAACUUAUGCCCAGACAACGUUAAAGAAAAAAAUAAUCCAUGUAAAUCUGUUGUAGGAAUAUCAUUAUUUGUUGAAUGUUUUGUCCAGUGUUUUUUUUUUAAAAUGUUUUUACUGAGAUAUAUUUUGUGAUAACAUUUCCUUGGAAAUUCUUUAGUGUGUGACUGUUUCUUAUUUGCGAUGUAUGUUGCAUUUUUGUCUACAGUAAUGGUGAGGGCAUACAGUUUCUCAGUUAAUUGAAACUGUCUUUAAAUUUGUUAAAAUUUACAUGAAGGACCUUUUUUUUUAAACGAAUUACAUUAGUGUGUGUAUUUUUAAGAGUAAUGUAAUAAUUUUUAAAUGUAAUUACUUUUUUAGUUUUCCAUAUAAAGCCUGUCUCUAGUCCACAGGAGAUGCUGUGUGUGUGUGGUCUUGUUCUGCCUAUGUACAAUAUAUUUAGGUUUUGUAGCAAUCUUAAAAAAAUGUUUUGUACUGUAAAUAUACUAUAAACCCAUUUUUAAAUAGAUUUAGGGAACUAAUAUGGGCUUUUGAAUACCAACGGUUCUCCA